Molecule: messenger RNA, 1506 nt
Organism: Macadamia integrifolia
Lineage: Eukaryota; Viridiplantae; Streptophyta; Magnoliopsida; Proteales; Proteaceae
Product: ubiquitin C-terminal hydrolase 12-like
Exons: 6
Coding region: 737-1189 (150 amino acids)
Source: RefSeq, a predicted model, not a curated record
GAUUUUAAAUUUUCAUUUAAUUUUUUCAGGUAUAUUGGAAGGCUUUUUGUUAAGGGAAUUGACAAGCCUUUGGAUACCAUAACAAACCUAAAUAAAAUGGCUUGCUUCAACUCUAAGGAAGAAAUUGUACUUUAUAAGGUUCAUCUCUUGUCCUAUUUGCAAGUUUCUUUCUUCCCCGUCCCACCAGGAGGGAAGAAAUUGUACUUUAUAAGGUUCAUACUAAUAUUGGCUCUGUUAAUAUUAGUAGCGUUGGCAGUUAUUGUUGUAAGAGGAAGAAGGCAUUGGUGAACUCUGAUUGUAAAUUAUAAUAUUAUAUCAUAAAUGGCGUUCUACAGUGCUGUUAGAUUAAACAAUUAUAGAUAGGGUUAAUUACUUGGACACCUCCUGUACUAUGGUAUGAUUGAUUCUCCCCAAAAGUUUGAAAAGUUUACUUAGACAUCCCUUGCAUCUUAGAUUUAUUACAACUAGCCCCUGUCAGUUAGUCAAUCACCGUUUAAUGAUGAAUUUAUGGGUGGGAAAAAUAUUAAAUGCCAAAACUACCCUUCUCUCUUUUUUUUUUUUUUUUUUUCUUUCUUUUCCUCCUCCUUCCUCCUCUUCCAACGAAGGAGGGAAGCUCGUUUCAGAAGUCCAAAAAGUAAGUCCGCACCCUUAGAGCUUGUGUUUGUUUAUUUCUGGUGUCUCUUCUACUCUUCUCCUGUAAGUUGUGAGUGCUUUCUUAGUCCAAGAUGUUGGUAUAAUGGCACGUAAGUGGGUAAACAUUCCACUGGCGGUCAGCAAGCACAGCAAUACAGAACUCAGAUUGCUUGGCAUUUCCUGUCACAGGAUCUGUGUGAACUAUCCCCCCAGUAAAAAGAUAAAGUACAUAAAUGAUUGGGGGCCAUUGCUGUUGCGAGUCGAGGAGAUUCCCGAAGAAGAGAAAAAUGUUGGUCCCGGAUAUCACUUGGUUCCCGUUUUCCAUUUCAAAAAAGAUACCUCCAAAGAGCAGCGGUUCUUUCAGUACUUUGAUGAGCCCUUUUUCUUGAUCAUUCACGAACGUGAGACUUUGGCUGAAAUUAAAGUGCAUAUACAGGAGAAAUUGCAGUUUUCGAACAAGAAGUUUGAUCAGUUGAAGUUUUCAUUUAUUUCAUCGAGAGGUCUUACAUCUCGUCAAGAUCUUCAUGAUUCUGACAUUGUAUACAGUCAUUUUUAGAUAACAGAUGACUAUGGAGAAUGUCAGCAACAUCUUGGACUGUACCACUCAGACAGUGUUUCUACAUCUACUGUUUCUAAAAGAGCUCAUGUGGGCAGACAGGUAAAGUGCAAGCUCUUGGAAGGAUCUCCAUUUUUGUCGAGGGAAAAAAAACGUUGCAUGGUUGCAUGAUACCUGUAUCCCAUCAUGAAAUCAAUUAUCCUAUAUACAUUGAUGCUUUUGUGUAUGCUCUCAUUGGCCCUUGCGCUGGUGCAGGAGCCACGAAACCAGUUAUAGUUCUCUUGCCCUUCUAUUGGUUAGUUAUAACUUGGGCAGAU